AUGUCCCUCUCCUCGGCAGAAAAGAAACGCCUACGGGACCGCCGCGCCCAACAAACCCUGCGCACCAAGAAGCAACAAUACACCGCGCAGCUGGAAGACAAAGUGGCGCAUUGCGAGCGCUACCACGACGACAGCGGCACGCAGCAUCUCCUACAAGUAAUAGAGGGCCUGCAACGAGAGAACCAAUUACUCCGAAACCGCCAAGAGGGUCUAAAGACAUUGAUUACAUCGUGGGAAGAUCCAUCGUCAUCCCCACCACAUCUACUGCAAGCACAACCACCGACACAACUUCCACUACCGCCUAUCCAGUCCCACACCACAACACCAAAACCAUCAUCAUCAUCACCCCCACAACCCAACAAAGAGGACCAACACCAACAACCCAUAUCACCUCUCUACUCCCUCCUCCCCCUGCACUCCGAUCUCCCCACCACCCCCUCCCUCGUCUGGCUCACCCUCCCCCCAUCCACUAUCACCUCCUGCCCUCCCUCCCCACACCCCCUGGACCUCCUCUACGGCACCAACACCAACCCCCUCGCCAACGUCAUCUACACCAGCUCGCUUCGUCGUCCCUUGCGCGACCCCGAACGUCUCGCCUUCGGCUGGCUCGGCUACCACUACAGCAAAUGGAUCUUCAACCCCACCCCAGAGACAUUCGCCAAGCUGCCAACCUUCAUGCACCCCGUCGAGGAGCAGCUGCGUAUUCCGCACCCCGCGUCGCUGGAUAUGCUUAUUUGGCCUGAGAUCCGGGUGACGCUGAUCCGCGAGUGGGAGGUGUAUUCGCGGCAGAGGGACGACUUGUUUGGGUUUCUGGCGUGUUGUCUGAAGGUGCGGUGGCCGUGGGGAGAGUCAAUCUUAGAAAGGGAUGAGCGGAAUGAGUUGGUUAUAAAGAAACGGUUCCGCGAGAUGAUCAUGUGUAAGGAGGGAUGGGGGAUAACGAGGGAGUUUGUGGGUGUUUGGCCGGAUGUUGUGAGGGGGGUGGAUGUGGGGGAGGUGUUGAUGGAGAUUGGAUAA
Molecule: messenger RNA, 1014 nt
Organism: Aspergillus welwitschiae
Lineage: Eukaryota; Fungi; Ascomycota; Eurotiomycetes; Eurotiales; Aspergillaceae
Product: bZIP transcription factor
Exons: 1
Coding region: 1-1014 (337 amino acids)
Biological process (GO): regulation of DNA-templated transcription
Molecular function (GO): DNA-binding transcription factor activity
Source: RefSeq, a predicted model, not a curated record